AUGAAAACUUCAGAUUAUACUGUCUCUCUAGCGGAGGCUCAGGCACGGCUCCCUCCUCCAGUGGAAUCGAGUCGGUUGCUUAAACAAAUUGAUCAGCGGGUAGACCAGCUUCCUAUCCUCGUGGUUCUCGAUGACGAUCCCACUGGCACACAAACAUGUCAUGGAAUCAAUGUUUUGACGGUGUGGGAUGAUGCAACGUUGGUAGAAGAGUUCCACACAUGCGACCGUGGAUUCUUUAUACUCAGUAACUCGCGCGCGCUCCCUACCGCCGAAGCUCGCAGACUCAUAUCCGAAAUCUGUACGGCUGUGAAGAAAGCGGCGGUGCAGGCCCAGAAGACCUUUGAAAUCGUCUUACGCGGUGAUUCGACUUUACGGGGACAUUUUCCCGAUGAGCCCCAGGUUGCCGAGGAGGUUAUUGGGCAAGUUGAUGGCUGGAUCCUCGCACCGUUCUUCCGACAAGGCGGAAGAUUCACCAUUGACAAUGUCCACUAUGUGGCCGAUGCUGAAGGGAACCUGGUUCCGGCUGCCCAACCCAUUUUUGCAAAGGAUGCGACAUUCGGGUACACAAGCUCCAAUUUAAUCGACUACGUGGUCGAGAAGUCAAAUGGCUCAAUUCCCCGUCAUCGUGUGCAGUCUAUCUCUCUGCAGGAUAUCAGAGAGGGGGGUGCUUCUGCAGUGGCCAAAAAACUGCUCGAAUUUGCGCAAGGAUCUAUCAUCAUUGUCAACGCGAUGAUUGAUACUGACCUGGAAAUCUUUAUCCUUGGUCUACUACAGGCUAUAAGACCGAAGCCUCCUCUCAGUGUACGAGACUUGGGACUAAACACAGAGACGUCUUCUCCGGGUGGGCUGAUCAUUGCCGGGUCCUACGUGCUCAAGACAACCGAUCAGCUUCAAUCUCUGACUUCGGGGCGUGGGUCUGAACUAAAGGUCAUCACUCUGGAUGUGGGGGGACUGCUGCAUAGUGCUGAAAGCAGCUACACUACAGUACUUAAUGCUGCUGAUCUGGCUGGCAAGUAUGUUGUCGAUGGACACGACGUCCUACUUAUGACAAGUAGACGACUAGGCGGCAUCACUUCAUCAGAUUUAGCAACGACAAGUCUUCGCAUGCGACGUGCUCAAAUCAUUGGCCAAGCAUUGGCGGGAGUACCUAUUUGGCGCUGCGACGAGCCGUCCUCGAAGUUUGUCGGUAUCCCAUAUGUUCUUUUCCCGGGGAAUUUCGGCCACCAGGAAGCCCUGUUAGAUUUGGUUACGAGUUGGAAAAGCAAAAGCCCCGAGAAACGGCCAAAAAUGCAGUAUCAACGACUUGGCAGCAGUGGGUUGAAAGUCUCCAAGAUUAUUCUCGGUUGCAUGACAUUUGGCAACCCGUCAUGGGAAGGCAGCCCAUGGGUUCUUCCAGAGGCCGAAGCGCUCCCGCUACUGAAAAAGGCAUAUGACUGUGGCAUCAACACAUGGGAUACAGCCGAUACUUAUUCCAACGGGAUGUCUGAGAUCCUGAUCGGAAAGGCUCUAGAGCAGUACAAUAUUCCACGAAGUAAAGUUGUCAUCAUGACCAAGCUAUACUACCCAGUUCUUCCACCUGAAUCGAAUGCCCGACCCAAUCCUGCCGUGAACAAUGGCGACCUGGUUAAUCAAAUGGGGCUAAGUCGGAAGCACAUCUUUGACGCAGUGGACGCAUCUCUUACUCGGCUCAAGUCCAGCUAUAUCGACGUUCUACAACUACAUCGCAUCGAUGAUACCCACCCGGAGGAGGUCAUGCGCGCUCUACACGAUCUGGUUCAAAUGGGCAAAAUCCAUUACCUGGGCGCCUCCAGCAUGUAUUGCUGGCAGCUGGCAAGAUUACAAUAUGCCGCAAAAAUGAACAAUUGGACCACAUUCACUAGUAUCCAGGGUCUUUACAACUUACUCUACCGAGAAGAAGAACGUGAGACAAACAUGUUUUGUCAAGCUGAGGGAAUUGGUCUGAUUCCGUGGAGUCCUCUGGCACGUGGGCUAUUGGCCAGACCAUGGAAUGUCAAAACAGAUCGGUCCGUGAAGGAUGCAAAGACUACAAAGUGGUUCUCUGGUGAGCAGGACCAGAAGAUUGUUACAAGAGUCGAUCAGCUUGCGCGGUCGAAAGGAUGCAGCAUGAGUGCAGUUGCGAUGGCAUGGUUGUUGAGGAAGGGCGCUUGUCCGAUCGCCGGGUUGAAUAGUAUCGAGAGGAUAGAGUCGGCGUCGGAGGCGCUGACGGUUCGUUUGACUGAUGCUGAUAUACGCUUUCUCGAGGAGCAUUAUAGACCUCUUCCCGUGCAAGCGAUGUGA
This is a messenger RNA of Aspergillus pseudotamarii, 2298 nucleotides long. Its product is annotated as NADP-dependent oxidoreductase domain-containing protein. The record is from RefSeq and is a predicted model, not a curated record. The transcript is spliced from 3 exons. NCBI's taxonomy places the organism in Eukaryota, Fungi, Ascomycota, Eurotiomycetes, Eurotiales, Aspergillaceae. The coding region runs from base 1 to 2298 and encodes 765 amino acids.